CGCCCUUUCUGACAAUCUCUUAUCUUCCGAGCUUGGCAUUAGCUAGUUCUUGCAGAGUCACGCUGAUUUAGUCGAAGUCGCCUGUCCGCAAACGCCAAUAUGGUUCGACACAUCGAGAAUUUGGAAGAGUUCCAAUUGGUACUGAAAGAAGCUGGGGGGAAACUUGUAGUUGUUGAUUUCACAGCAACAUGGUGUGGUCCAUGCAAAAUGAUUGCGCCUGUCUUUGAGAAACUAAGUGUAGAUAAUCCAGAUGCUGUUUUCCUGAAAGUGGAUGUUGAUGAUGCACAAGAUGUUGCGGCCCACUGUGAUGUCAAAUGCAUGCCGACCUUUCAAUUCUAUAAAAAUGGAAUAAAGGUAGAUGAAUUCAGUGGAGCGAAUCAAUCUAGCCUUAUUCAGAAAGUGGAGGCGCUGAAAUAAACAAGAUAUUCAACUAUAUCAAUUGCUACACUUACUGAAGUUUAAACUAGCAUUUCCAUAUAAAUAUGUAUAAUGUCCUUAUUGCAUUCUCAAAAGAUCAGCCACUCUAGUCCCAGUUCUGUCCAAAACAAAAAUUAUCAUGCCAUAUAAGAACAAUUCAUGAAAGAUUUUAUUAAAUGGCUUUUUUUUUUCUCUACAAUUUACUUUUUUUUUAUAUAUAUAAAUUAAUGUGGUUCAAGUGAGGACAAAAUUAAUAAGCUGUGGGGGCACAUUGCACGUUGAAUAUGUGAAUGGAGGGUGCAGUGUUGCCAUACCCUUAAAUCCUUUAGGCAAUCUGAGAACAAUUUAAAAAGCAGACCAAAUAUGAACCCUAUAUAUAUGAGGACUUCUUAUCCAGUGAAUCUGCUAAUAAAGGCUCUUUAAUUGGA
This is a messenger RNA of Xenopus laevis (African clawed frog), 845 nucleotides long. Its product is annotated as MGC80314 protein S homeolog. Gene Ontology annotation, biological process: cell redox homeostasis. NCBI's taxonomy places the organism in Eukaryota, Metazoa, Chordata, Amphibia, Anura, Pipidae. The record is from RefSeq and is marked provisional.